AUGAUGAGACGCGCGCUUGUGAACAAGCUGGCCUUGCCUACGAGAACCGUCGCCACACGCCGGUUUUACUCUGCACAGCCGGCCAAUCCUACGACGCAAUUUUAUAAGACCUUCACGCGGCCAGUAGCCAAGGUGCUCCUGGUGGCCGUGUUUACGUAUCAGGUGUGCUAUUGGAGCUGGGUGAAGCUCGAGGCGGAUGAGAUGAAGAGAGAAACAGAUGCGUCCAUUGCAGACCUGGAAAAGGCUGUAAAUGAGUAUCAAGAGUCAAAGAGCGGGAAGAAAUAG
Molecule: messenger RNA, 285 nt
Organism: [Torrubiella] hemipterigena
Lineage: Eukaryota; Fungi; Ascomycota; Sordariomycetes; Hypocreales; Clavicipitaceae
Source: the annotation of a GenBank genome assembly